AUGAAGCCACACCCGACUUUUCCUACUCUGCUGCUCAAUUAUCAGGUCCCAGCUUCUCUGGUUCUGACUUACUAGGGUGCCAGGACAGUUCCAAGUCUGAGAGACUGCAGACAAUCUAACUCUUCCUGGUCUUUCCAGGCACCGCCCCCGCUUAGGGUUAAGGGACCACUUUCUUCCUAUCCUAACCAGCCAGCUGGCCUUAGACAGCUCUGAGCCCUUCGCUGAAACAGACCCUUCCACCUUCUUUCCUUAGAAGGCAGCAGGCGUCCCAGGUUUCUGGGGACUUGGGCUGUCUUUGCUCCUCCCCUCUGGGGCAGAGACUAGGGGUGGAGGGCAGUGCAUUAGUGCAGUGUUGUCAUAGUUAAGCAAUUUCACUUUCCUUUUUCUCCUCUUUGGAGGCCCCUGAAGGAGUUCUCUCUGGGCUUCCCAGAGACUCAGAGGGGUUCGGUCUACCCUGAACCGGUUCCUUGGAGUCUGUGUAGGGGAUGGCAGGAGGCGACAAUGAACUCAGCAGCAGGACAAUCCCAGAGGACCAGAAUGAAGAGGAGUCAGAUGACUAUCAGCUCAUGUUCAAGCACUUCAAAGAAAACAAGGUGGAGAUCGCAAGUGCCAUCACCAAGCCGUUUCCUUUCCUCAUGAGCCUUCGAGACCGAGACUUCAUCUCGGAGCAGAAGUUUCAGGAAUAUCAAGAAACAUGUAAGAACCUGGCCCCAGUGGAGAGAGUCGUGUACGACAUCCUCAGCAAUGUACAGAAGAAGUUUAGCCGGGAUCUUCUGAAAGUGAUAUUCAGCAAAACACAUCUGAAGGUCUACCCCGACUUAAAGGAGACUCUAAAACACUUCUUCCUAAAUGCAUCCAAAACUAAUGAUGAACAAGCAGAGGAGAUGCUUAGCCUCCCACAAUGCAAUGGAGGAGUUUUGGCCCAGGAGCACAGCAACCCACACGUGAAAAGAAGUGUUCCUGUGUCAUGUGUUCCCCAACAUAUGUGCCAGAAGACCUGGAAGCAAGGAUGGGAAGCAGCCAAGGAGAAGGUGUGGGCACCAGGAGGAACAUUCCUGCAAGAAAACCCAAGAAGCAGAGAAUCCUGGCAGGUCUGGAGUCUGCAUUGUAGACCAUGGUAGCCUGGAACCCACAGAGAUCUGCUUGCCUCUUGUUUCCUGAAUAGUGGGAUUAGAGGCAUGUUUCAUCCAGCCUUUGGGACCUUUGAGGAGGAAUUUCAAAUACUAAUGUGGAAAAGGCGUGGUGUGCUGUGACGGGAUUUGAAAGACUCAGUGAGGACUCAGCAGGAAGUGAGGAGCGUUCUGGAAAAAACCUACGUUUCUUCAGUCUACACCCUUCUAUUUGAACAUAUGACCAUAAAGGAGGGUUCAGUGUCUUUGCAAUUCUUAUUUUACAUUAAAUGUAUAGUGGAAAGCACAAAUCCUAAGCACAGCCUUUGAAGGAUCCUGCUAAUUGUAUGUCUUAACAAUAAAAUCUUGUGGAGACACAGAACAUGACCUUGAAGCUGACAAGAUUUUCUGUGCCUUUCGUUGCCCCUUAUUCAUCAAGGCAGACACUUAUUGUCCAAGGAUACUUAGUUUAGGUUGUUUUUAAGUGCUUUAUGAGUAAGAUUUCCCAGCAUGUUCUUUAGUGUAAAGGUUGCUUUCUCCACAGAAUGAUUCUGCUGUGAACUUUUGUUGAAGAAUGCAGUGGCAGUUGGUUCCUUUUUAUUGCUAUGCAGUCUACUUUGUCUGAGUACCCCAAUUUUUUUGUAUGCUCUC
Molecule: messenger RNA, 1760 nt
Organism: Mus musculus (house mouse)
Lineage: Eukaryota; Metazoa; Chordata; Mammalia; Rodentia; Muridae
Gene: Sp140l1
Product: Sp140 nuclear body protein like 1
Exons: 7
Coding region: 486-1121 (211 amino acids)
Cellular component (GO): nucleus
Source: RefSeq, marked validated